AUGCAGUUCAAGAUGGGGAGCGUCCUGCUGUCUCUUCUUUUCUGGUACAAAGCUGUGCUGGCCCUCUCCCCAGGAGAGGAUGAGAGACUGGAGCUGUGGCACAGCAAGGCUUGCAAAUGCGACUGCCAAGGAGGCCCCAACUCGGUGUGGUCCAGCGGGAGUAACGGCUUGGAGUGCAUGCCAGAGUGUCCCUACCACAAGCCCCUGGGCUUUGAGUCUGGUGCUGUCACCCCAGACCAGAUCAGCUGCUCCAACCCCGAGCAGUACACGGGCUGGUACUCCUCCUGGACAGCCAACAAGGCCCGCCUCAACGGCCAAGGCUUCGGGUGUGCGUGGCUCUCUAAGUACCAGGACACUGCACAGUGGCUGCAGAUCGACCUGAAGGAGGUGAAGGUGAUUUCGGGGAUCCUGACCCAAGGGCGCUGUGAUGCUGAUGAGUGGAUGACCAAGUACAGCGUGCAGUACCGCACUGAUGAGAACCUCAACUGGGUCUACUACAAGGACCAGACCGGGAACAACCGGGUUUUCUAUGGCAACUCGGACCGCACGUCCUCGGUGCAGAACCUGCUGCGGCCGCCCAUCGUGGCGCGCUACAUCCGCCUGAUCCCGCUGGGCUGGCACGUGCGCAUCGCCAUCCGCAUGGAGCUCCUCGAGUGCCUGGGCAAGUGCGGCUGA
Molecule: messenger RNA, 675 nt
Organism: Zonotrichia leucophrys gambelii
Lineage: Eukaryota; Metazoa; Chordata; Aves; Passeriformes; Passerellidae
Gene: RS1
Product: retinoschisin 1
Exons: 6
Coding region: 1-675 (224 amino acids)
Source: RefSeq, a predicted model, not a curated record